AUGACCCCGAGCCAUCUACUCCGGGCAACCCUGCCUAUCCGGGCAAUUGCCCCAAUGGCAGCACGAUCAACAAUGCCUCUCUCGAUCCCUAGUCUUCGAUUCGCAUCGACAUCCUCCCAGACUCUCUCAAAACAAAAAUCCACAUCUCCUGCCUCAGGGCAUCUUCAACCCCCAACAUUGCUCCGAAGCUAUGCCUACGCCCUCAAGACCGGCACCGUCACGUCCGUCGGCCGCAUGGAACGCACCGUCACGGUCACUUAUCGCCAUAGCACCUGGGACAAGCGCAUUCGAAAGUAUUAUCCCGUCGAAACCCGCUACCUCGUCUCCGACCCGCGCGACUCCCUUCGCGAGGGCGAUGUGAUCGAGUUCUCGUCCGGUGCUCCCAAGAGUCGUCACGUGCACCACAUCGUCGAGCGUAUUAUCACUCCCUUUGCUGUACCCAUCGAGGAGCGACCGGCCGUCAUGUCGCGGGCGGAGCUUGAGAAGGAACGUGAGGCUCGCUGGGCUGCUAAAUACAUCCGGAGAGAGUCGAGGCGGCUGGGCCAAGAGGUCGAUCUGGUGGCUCCGGCGGCGAAGUUAGUAGGAAAGACAGCUGCGAGCAAGUUCUCAUCCGCUGAAUUGAUCCACCUGGUUCAUAAAGGCAAUGAGCGCGUGGGAAGGGUUAAGAGACUGGUUCUGGAACGUACUGCUCGCCAGCCCGAGGAGUAG
Molecule: messenger RNA, 708 nt
Organism: Penicillium taxi
Lineage: Eukaryota; Fungi; Ascomycota; Eurotiomycetes; Eurotiales; Aspergillaceae
Product: uS17 family ribosomal protein
Exons: 1
Coding region: 1-708 (235 amino acids)
Biological process (GO): translation
Cellular component (GO): ribosome
Molecular function (GO): structural constituent of ribosome
Source: RefSeq, a predicted model, not a curated record